GUUGACAGCUCUCUCUUUCAGCAGCUGCAGAGUGUCCAACACUGCCCAGCGUGCCCGCCGCGUGAGUGCCUUUGGCUUUGUAUCUGCAAGAGGAAGGAAAGUGGGACGGAGGGAUGAAAACUGAGUGUGCCUCUGAAGUGUUGACUCAUGGGACUGAGAGCUGCUGCUCAAACCCCUGGCAGGGCCCUGGAGAAGCGAAAGGGGCUGAGGGAGGGUGCAUGGAAGAGGAUGGCGAGCCCUCGAGGUCCGCUGAACUCCCAAACUGAGACUUUUGUUUCCACUCCUGUUAGCCGGAGCCUCACCAUUGAUGAUUUUGACAUCGGGCGUCCACUGGGCAAGGGAAAAUUUGGGAAUGUGUACCUGGCUCGGCUCAAGGAAAGCCACUUCAUUGUGGCUCUGAAAGUCCUCUUCAAGUCCCAGCUCGAGAAGGAGGGAAUGGAACACCAGCUGCGCAGAGAAAUCGAAAUUCAGGCACAUCUACAACACCCCAAUAUCCUACGCCUAUACAACUACUUCCAUGAUGCACGUCGUGUGUACCUGAUUCUGGAAUACGCUCCAAGGGGUGAGCUCUACAAGGAACUUCAAAAGAGCCACACUUUAGAUGAGCACCGUACAGCCACGAUAAUGGAGGAGUUGGCAGAUGCCCUGACCUACUGCCACGAGAAUAAGGUGAUUCACAGGGAUAUUAAGCCAGAGAACCUGCUGCUGGGGUUCAGGGGUGAAGUGAAGAUUGCAGACUUUGGGUGGUCUGUGCACACCCCCUCACUGAGGAGAAAGACAGUGUGCGGGACUCUGGACUACUUGCCCCCAGAAAUGAUUGAGCAGAAAACAUACAGUGAGAAGGUGGAUCUGUGGUGCAUUGGGGUGCUCUGCUAUGAGUUACUGGUGGGAAAUCCACCUUUUGAGAGCACCUCCUAUUCUGAGACCUACAGACGCAUCCUCAAGGUUGACUUCAGGAUUCCUUCAUCAAUACCUUUGGGAGCCCAAGACUUGAUCAGCAAGCUUCUCAGAUACCAGCCUUCAGAGCGGCUGCCAUUGGCCCAGAUCCUGCAGCACCCCUGGGUGCGGGCCCACUCUCAGAGGGUGAUGCCUCCAUCUGCUCAGAUGGCUUCCUGA
Phyllostomus hastatus (greater spear-nosed bat) is the source of this 1116-nucleotide messenger RNA. It is a transcript of the gene AURKC, whose product is annotated as aurora kinase C. Gene Ontology annotation, molecular function: protein kinase activity; ATP binding. Gene Ontology annotation, biological process: regulation of cytokinesis; protein phosphorylation; mitotic spindle organization. NCBI's taxonomy places the organism in Eukaryota, Metazoa, Chordata, Mammalia, Chiroptera, Phyllostomidae. The transcript has 5 exons. The record is from RefSeq and is a predicted model, not a curated record. The coding region runs from base 148 to 1116 and encodes 322 amino acids. Gene Ontology annotation, cellular component: spindle microtubule; spindle pole centrosome; spindle midzone.